This is a messenger RNA of Aquila chrysaetos chrysaetos, 1114 nucleotides long. RefSeq names its product immediate early response 2 (gene IER2). The record is from RefSeq and is a predicted model, not a curated record. NCBI's taxonomy places the organism in Eukaryota, Metazoa, Chordata, Aves, Accipitriformes, Accipitridae. The transcript has a single exon. The coding region runs from base 96 to 620 and encodes 174 amino acids.
GGGGCGGACCGGGGCCGGGGCCGGGGGGGGGGGAGCGGCGGUAUAAGAGCCCCGCGCCGGGGGCGGCCCCGCCGCACUCCGCUCCCGGUGCCGCCAUGGAGGAGGCGCAGCGGCUGCUGACCGUGUCGGUGUGGAAGCUCUACCGUUGCCGGUUGCAGCGCGGCGGUCUCCGCCUCCACCGGAGCCUCCAGCUCUCGCUCCUCGUCCGCGCCGCCCGGCACCGCUACCUGACCGCCCGCGCCGCCGCUCAGCCGGGACCCGCCGCCGGGACCCCCCUGGGAACGGCACCCGGGGACCCGCCGUACGUACCGACCCCGGACCGGGGGGAUCCCCCCAGCGCCCCGACCGGGGAUCCCCGGAGCCGACCGACCCCGGACCCCCCCCCGCAGCGCCCCGGACCGGGGGGACCCUCCGAACCCACCAACCCGGGACCCCCGCAGCGCCCCGGACCGGGGAGACUCUCCGAACCCACCAACCCCGGAUCCCCGCAGCGCCCCGGAUCCAGCGAACCGGGACCGCCCCCAGGACGCCCCGAGCCGGUACCGCGACCCGCCGAGCGCUCCGAGGCUGCCGCCCACCCGGGACCCGCCGAGCGUUCCCCCCGCCGCGCCGCAGCCUGAGCCGCGUCCCCCCGGAGCCGCACGGAUCCCCGGAGCCCCCCCGGCGGCGCGGGCCGGGCGUAAGCGGCGGAGCAGCGGCUCGGCCGGGCCGGUACCGGUGCCGGUACCGAGCAAGCGGGCGCGGCUGGAGGCGGAGGAGCCGCCGCUCGCCCCGGGGCCGCCCGGCCGCUGCUCGGGGCCGCCCGCCGCCGCCUUCGGUCUCCUGGUCCGUGCCGUCGGGGCGUGCUGAGCCCCCGCGUACACGGACCCCGCCGGGCGCACGGAGCGGGGGGGACACGGAGACACUCACCCCCCCCCACUCCCCGGGACACACGGGACCGGUACGGGGACCCCUCCGGGGCACAAGGACUCUCGGGGCCCCCGGUGGGCCCCCCCCGGUGAGCCCCCCACCGUGAUGGACUCGUGCUGGGGGGGGGGAGCUGCAGGCUGGCCCUGCCCCCCCCCCGGCUUCCCCACCAAUUUUGUUUAAUUAUUUUGUUAAUGAAAUAAAAGUC